AUGUUCUGGGGGUGCCUCGACAGCCACCAGAAAGAGAUCAAGAAAGCCUACUAUCAGGUGCUGAGUGACGAGGUCAAGAGGAAGCAGUAUGACACGUACGGAGCGGCAGGCUUCGACCCCAGCCAGGCGGGAGGGGGGGCGGGGGGACAGCAGUACUGGAGGGCCGGGGGGGCCAGCGUCGACCCAGAGGAAAUGUUCAGGAAGAUCUUCGGGGAGUUCACAGGAGCGCAGGGUUUCGGAGACUUCAACAGCAUGUUUGAACAGAGGCCAGAGUUUGUGAUGGAGCUGACGUUCACCCAGGCAGCUAAGGGAGUGAACAAGGAGAUGACAGUGAACCUGGACGAUGCCUGUCAGAGAUGUGACGGUAAAGGUAGCGAGCCAGGAACCAAGGUCCAGCACUGUCACUACUGUAACGGCACCGGCAUGGUGAGUGGUGUCAACCUACUGUCACUACUGUAACGGCACCGGCAUGGUGAGUGGUGUCAACCUACUGUCACUACUGUAACGGCACCGGCAUG
Messenger RNA from Oncorhynchus gorbuscha (pink salmon), 518 nucleotides. RefSeq names its product dnaJ homolog subfamily A member 3, mitochondrial-like. Gene Ontology annotation, molecular function: heat shock protein binding; protein kinase binding. Gene Ontology annotation, cellular component: mitochondrion. NCBI's taxonomy places the organism in Eukaryota, Metazoa, Chordata, Actinopteri, Salmoniformes, Salmonidae. The transcript is spliced from 3 exons. The record is from RefSeq and is a predicted model, not a curated record. Gene Ontology annotation, biological process: negative regulation of apoptotic process; mitochondrion organization. Bases 1 to 459 code for a protein of 152 amino acids.